CCCGGCACUUCAGUCUCUAUCGAGACAGUGCAACGUGUGGAUCGUUGUCGUGAGUGUCGGAGUGUCUUUCCUCGCAGAUAUCUAGGAUCGUAGCAUCGUGGAGCGAGCGAGAGCAAGUUCAAAAAGGUCCUCGUAUCUCGUCUACUCGAGCGACUAUUUUCACCCUUGAUUAUUUUCUCGCGAGGAACCAGCGCGACUAGCACAGUGGUAGUUGGGACCAACCGAGGUCGUCGCGUCCGCGAAGCGAAGGAGAAAGAGAUAUCGUCCAGGAGGCACAGUUAACUCGCGACAACGAGGAUGAUGCACGCAAUGAGCGAGCAUGCCGGUGUCGGCGUGCUACCCUUCGACGGGAUGGGUCUGUACGAACAGCCGCGGCCGCCCCGGCUCGUUUUCAAGAUGCCGCGUGUCGUACCUGAUCAGAAGACCAAAUUCGAGAGCGAUGAGCUUUUUAGGAGAUUGAGCCGCGAGAGCGAGGUGAGAUAUACGGGUUACAGAGAUCGACCACAAGAAGAACGACAAGUACGUUUCCAAAAUGGCUGUCGGGAAGGCCAUACGGAGAUCGCGUUUGCGGCGACGGGUACCAAUCUUCAGCUUGUUUUUGGAAACGCAUCCGGGAACUACGCCGUUGAUCCCUGCGACUGUGAUUUCGACAAGGAACAUGGCAAGGUACACCUGCGCUCGCAUCUCAUCAUGAAUGGUGUAUGCGUGAGAUGGCGCGGUUGGAUCGAUCUGGACCGACUCGACGGCGUCGGGUGCCUCGAAUACGACGAGGAGCGCGCCGCCGAGGAGGACGCGCUGCUACGGGAUCAGCUGGAGCGUUACAACCAGCGGCUGCGCGAUUUCGAGGAGAAGCAGCGUGCCUAUCGAAGCGGCGCGGCUUCGGCCGCGCAACCGCCGCAUCUCAACCAUCACUAUCACCACGAUACGCAUCACGCGGCGAGUCAUCACCAUCAUCAUCACGGCCACCACAGCCGACACGUGGGUGGCGCGGGCGCGACCGGCGCUACCGCCACCGGCAUCGAGCCCCACCUGCCGCAUCGCCAGGAUCCCGAGAUGGAGGUGCGACUGCGGGCCUACUGAGGCUCGCGUAGAUCCGACUGCCCCCGAUGACGGACGAGAGAGCUCAUUCUUGGUUUUGGAUCGAUAAUGUUAAACGCGAAAACAGGGUAAUCGUAUCUUCCCUGUUCUUUCGCAUUCUUGGAGGAGAAUGGCAAAUGUGUAAGUGUAUUCGUUUGCCUGUUCUGCGACGUGAACGAUCGAACGUCGCGAGCUCCCGUCCGAUCUGUCACGCAUGCUUUGACAUUGUAAUGCAACGAGUAUAAUAUAUGUUAUCGACAACGAAUUGCAAAAAAUUGCGCGCGGAAAAUGCGUUUUUGCCGUAUGUUCAUCGUGGAAUGCAACCUUGCUUUCGUUUUCUUACGCGUAACAAAUCAAUUAUCCUAGAUUUGGAGGAAUGCGAACUUCACGCAUUAGACCCUGUUGGAUUUGGAGGAAUACGAACUUCACGCAUUAGACCCUGUUGGAUUUGGAGGAAUGCGAACUUCACGCAUUAGAGAAGUUCCUAUUUCUCUUAUAACGAGAUUUAGUGCGCAUUGUACUUAAAGGCCGUCGAUGAUGUUCUCGUACAACAGUCUGGUUAAAUGAAUGUCAAUCAUAUUUGGGCGAAUUCAAAAUUGUCUGUAAAUAUAUAAAUAUAUUAUAUUUAAUAUAUUAUAUUAUAUUUAAUAUAUUAUAGUUUAUAUAAAUGAAAUAAUUCUUUUUAAACGAUUCCUUCUUUAAUAUAAUUGAUCAUUCAUCGUAGGCUUGUUUAAAUUCUGUCAAUUCUUCGAUAUAUUUCUCGCGCGAUAAAUUUCAAAAAUGGAAGUAAUUUAUUUUCAAGGAUUUUGCAUGCAUCAUUUUGCAAUGGCGAUAUAAAUAGCGCUCAUCUCUGAUGUAUCAACUGACCGCUCGAAGGUCGCAGCGCUCGUAUAAGCAUAUUUUAUAUAAGUAUAUCCUGCGAUCCAACAUACGAUUCGUCAUGUAUUGGAACGGGCGCCGAUCAUUUUGAAACGAUUAUAGCAUUAAGGGGAUCUCGUAAGCCACUUUAAUGCUUACGUUUUGUCGUAGAA
This is a messenger RNA of Camponotus floridanus (Florida carpenter ant), 2108 nucleotides long. Its product is annotated as protein big brother. NCBI's taxonomy places the organism in Eukaryota, Metazoa, Arthropoda, Insecta, Hymenoptera, Formicidae. The record is from RefSeq and is a predicted model, not a curated record. The coding region runs from base 298 to 1080 and encodes 260 amino acids. The transcript is spliced from 3 exons. Gene Ontology annotation, biological process: regulation of transcription by RNA polymerase II. Gene Ontology annotation, cellular component: nucleus; core-binding factor complex. Gene Ontology annotation, molecular function: sequence-specific DNA binding; transcription coactivator activity.